CCGCCUGGCCCCACCAAAUGAUCUUCUCUCUCUCUCUCAACAUACUCGCGGCCGCAGCGAUUCGGGGCGAGAUGUUGUUCGGGCUGCUCGCGGGGCACGCCUCCGGCUCGGACGUCACCCAACUCGCCGACAUUGGCCAUACCGACAGCGCAUCCGGCACUCUCAUCGACGCGGAUUCCGCCCUCUCCGCCCUCGCCACCACCGUCCUCGAGAAGAGCCAGAGCGGGAGAGUGCAUGACGAGUUUAAGGCCGUCCUCUCCAAGAUCUUGCCGGAGUUCGACUCUUGCUUCUUCGACUUCGACACCGGCCUCAACGACCAUUUGCCGAUGCCGCUCGUGCAGGGCUCGCUGGAGCGCCAGACUGACGAGGUGCAAGCUUGUCGGUCGCAGACGAACGCGGCGGAGGGCAGCAUCGCAUCGGCGCAUGACUUCGGCGCCGUCUCCUUGCUCGUCGUCUGCGGCGCCAUCUGCUUCCUUUUGCACGCGCACGCGUGCUUGGGAGCAGUUUCUGAGGGUAUGCACACACGCAGCCGCCGCCGGCUCUGCUUUCUCCUGCUUCUCUCUCGGAUCCAGGCCGUCGCGUCCGUGUCAGCCUUCGACUGCACGAACCACCCGAACCCGAUGCAAAUCGUCAAGAAAACCGGCGACUAUUCGCUCAUUGAGCUGGACAUCUCGACUGGUGUGUACUCGGAUGUCCACACUGUCCAACUCGACACCGCCGUGGACGCGGGUGGUGCGAAUCCAAGCUUCGCAAACGCCUUCUUCAUCAACCCGAUCGACGACAUCGCGUACGGCAAGUUCACUGAUGGCAAUAAUCAGGACUUCUUCUGCCGCUUCGCAGCCAACCAGAUCGCCGAGCCUAUGGAGUGCCUCUGCGCCCUGUCGAUCGUGGGGAAGGGGGGCACUAGAAGCGGCGGGGAGCUCAACUCGGCG
Molecule: messenger RNA, 932 nt
Organism: Emiliania huxleyi CCMP1516
Lineage: Eukaryota; Haptophyta; Isochrysidales; Noelaerhabdaceae
Exons: 1
Source: RefSeq, a predicted model, not a curated record